CUGUUUAUUAGCAACGUUCUUGCACUUAUACACUAAAUAUUUCAGCGAAAAUUGAAUCUAAAAAAUUGGAAAAAUUUUUGAUGUUAACAUCAUUAAAAUCAUCGUUGACUAUAGAUUAACAAAAAAUUAGGAAGCAGCGAAAAAAGUCAACUUGAACAAAAGCGAAUGGAAAUUAUGAAAUUUUUGUGAGAUACUGUCAUUGACCACAAAACAAAAAGGCUUUCGGAGCUAUAAUACUUAAGGAUUUAAAAACAACAGUGAACGAAAAACCACAAAUAGUUAUUAAUAUUAAUUUAAUGUUCUGUUUUAUAAAACCAAAAUUAAUAUAAAGUAAUGGAAAGCUCCACAAGUGGCGAAACAGCGAACUCACAAUGCUCUCUACAAAAAUCUAGAAAGAAAUGUAGAAGCAAAAAACAGUCUUGUAAAUCACAAAAUCCUACGGUAAUGAGACCAAAUUUAGAUGCAGAGAACACUUAUUCGAAAGAAGGUGAUACAAUUAGAAUUUGUAAUAAAUUGGAACAAGUUGAAAUAGCUGACCCAAUCAGCUUAAAUAAUCAUGUACUAAAUGGGUUGCUUAGCAAAGGAAAACGAAGCUAUGAAAAUGGAACUGAAGUCACUCAAAAUGGUCAUCAUGUAGCUACAGUACGAAAUGAUUCUAAUGAUGAAAGUAUUCCAGCAAGGAAAAAUGAAAUCGGCAAACCUAAAGCCAAAUGUCUUUAUUUGAACAGUUGUGACGAUCAACGAUGCCAUACGGUUUCAGAAAACUUAAAUAAUGCAGUAGUCCAGCGUGUGUCCACUUUAAUACCACCAAAAGUUGAAAACGGAAUUGAUCAUGACAUUACACGAAUUAAUGAAUUGAAUGUUAAUGUAGAGCGAAAUAAUUGCAUACAUCCUGAUAGUAUAUCAAGUAACAUUAAAUUUGCUGAACGGUCCAAAGAAACUAAUGGAACAACAAAGCUACCAAAUGCCACAGAUAACUUAACUACUGCCAAGCUAUGUGCUAGAAGCAAUGAUGAAAAAAAAGAAUCCACAAUGUCUACAUUAGACGUAACCAACGUUUAUAUAGAGUAUAAGCAAUAUAACUCAGAACUACAAAUGCAUGACAUCAUGCGCCUGAUACAAGCAGAACUAUCGGAGCCUUAUUCAAUUUAUACUUAUCGCUAUUUUAUAUAUAACUGGCCAAAACUGUGCUUUUUGGCAGCACAUGGUAAUGAGUAUGUUGGUGCCAUAGUGUGCAAGCUAGAUAUGCACGCGAGUUCUCGACGUGGGUACAUAGCAAUGCUAGCUGUACGCAAAGAAUAUAGGAAAUUGAAAAUAGGAACAACUCUUGUACAAAAAGCUAUUGAGGCAAUGCUUCUGGAUAAUGCUGAUGAAGUAGUGCUAGAAACAGAAAUGCGUAAUAUACCCGCUUUACGUUUAUAUGAAAACUUGGGUUUCGUGCGUGAUAAGCGUUUAUUUCGUUAUUACCUAAACGGCGUCGAUGCGCUACGCUUAAAAUUAUGGUUUAGUUGCUAUGAGAGAAGAGAAGAAGAUUAAUCAAAAAGAAGCAAAAAAAUGUUUUAAAGUAACUUACCGGCAAUAUGGCGGCAACACUAAAUUACUUAAUCAAAUUAAUAUAAAAAAUGUAAAUCAGGUUUAUUUUAUAUAGUACUAUUUAGUUUACGGAUACGUUUGCAUGAUACGCAUUAAAUUAUAAAUUGUGAAUUGGAAUAUUUAAAAGUGAUAAAAACUUUUAAAUAUGAAACGAAGAACAACCACCUAAAUUCAAUAUUCUGUACAUUGAAUUUACAUUUACAUUGCACUUUAAAAUUUGGCAAACCUAUUCAAAGAUUAAAAUAGAUUUAAAGUUGUGUUUUCUAAUAUCACCUUUUAAGAAUAAAUUAAAUUAU
Molecule: messenger RNA, 1889 nt
Organism: Teleopsis dalmanni
Lineage: Eukaryota; Metazoa; Arthropoda; Insecta; Diptera; Diopsidae
Gene: Naa30A
Exons: 5
Coding region: 334-1536 (400 amino acids)
Biological process (GO): N-terminal peptidyl-methionine acetylation
Cellular component (GO): NatC complex
Molecular function (GO): protein-N-terminal amino-acid acetyltransferase activity
Source: RefSeq, a predicted model, not a curated record